Molecule: messenger RNA, 222 nt
Organism: Necator americanus (New World hookworm)
Lineage: Eukaryota; Metazoa; Nematoda; Chromadorea; Rhabditida; Ancylostomatidae
Exons: 1
Coding region: 1-222 (73 amino acids)
Source: RefSeq, a predicted model, not a curated record
AUGACACGUGGAAGACACCAACAUCUUGCAUCACCAUCGAAAGUGACUAAAGUAAAUCGUCUUCGCUUCUUUGGUCAUAUAUUAAAGAGACCGGCAGAUCGCCUUGUUCAACGAAUUCUGAGGAGUUUGGAGUUUUUCGAGCUGGGAGAAGCCACCUGGCCGAAAACGGAAGUUCUGGAUUGGGGUGGUGAAAGAGGACCUGAGGACACUCGGCGUGGAUAG